Messenger RNA from Xylona heveae TC161, 2203 nucleotides. RefSeq names its product WD40 repeat-like protein. NCBI's taxonomy places the organism in Eukaryota, Fungi, Ascomycota, Xylonomycetes, Xylonales, Xylonaceae. The transcript has 4 exons. The coding region runs from base 403 to 1749 and encodes 448 amino acids. The record is from RefSeq and is a predicted model, not a curated record. Gene Ontology annotation, molecular function: protein binding.
AACGAUAAUAAAUCUUAGGAACCGAGUUGGCGAUACAUCUGGGUAUAUAACCUCAGAGGCGGUCAGUGGCGAGGGGCUUUGGUUAUCUACGGACCCCUAUCCACGCGGCUGGCGGGGCGGGAUUACUUCCGAUGCCGCCCCGCAAUUCCGCCCCAAGCUAAUUAACCGCUGGCGCCGGCACAAACGAAAAGCUCCAUGACAGCAGCAGAACCGCGCAACCUGACCGCGUUGGGACCUCUUUGGCUUGACACAAGGCUCUAAGCGCGGUUGGCUCUUUUUUAAAAAGUAUUUAGCAUAUCAUUGACUGGUCGAGCCCGAGGAACACAGCCCUGUGUUCUGUCCUCAUUUCCGUUUCUUAUCUUGUUUUUUUUUUCCUCGAGCCAGUUCUGCAUUAUACCCACCAUGUCUCGGUCUGCCGACCCAGGGCAUUUCUUCCAGACGGAAACUGCUCUGGAAAAGAGCCAACGGAAGACCAUCAAGUCCAGCAACACAAACGGCGACCCAAUAAAGCUUACUUCCAAGGUCCUCGCUGUUGUCCCGGACCCUGCGGAUGCGGGCAGAGCUUAUGUGGCUGAGAGUGCGGGCGUAAGUGGUGACAAGUCUACUAUAUACCGCGGCCCUACCGCCCCACUUACCUCUCUCGCGAUAACAUCAACCACCGUCUACGCAGGAUGCUGGGACAAGGCCAUUUGGAGCUGGGACAUUUCGAGCCGCGCCCCACAGCGACGGUUUGUCGGGCAUGGCGAUUUCGUCAAAGCUCUGCUUUGCGUACGGCUUGGCGGCAAGGACUUGCUCGUCUCAGGCGGCGCAGAUGCGGCAAUCAUCAUCUGGGACCUGACUUCCGGCGCAAAGCUUCACACACUCAAGGGCCAUACGCGGGGUAUACAGGAUCUCGCUCUUGAUCCGGCAUCGAUCAUCAUACCCGACGCCAACAAUGCCAACGACAGCACCGCACAGAAAAGCGAAAUCACAAUCUUUAGCGCUGGCAGCGAUCGCGAGAUUCGACAGUGGCAAAUCGCUGUCUCGGGCCAGAAAGCACAGGGCAAUAGCAGUAGUAGCAGUAGUAGUAGCACUACCGGCAGCAGCGACGGUAUCGUUGAGGCGAGCGAGAUCACACAAACCUCGCCGCUCAUCCGCCACGAAACAAGCGUGUACAGACUCCGCUUCGACGCCGACGACGACCUGUGGACCGCUUCAGCAGAUAACUCUGCCAAAUGUCUGUCCCGCGAACGCGCCUGGGAAGACGACACGGUGCUCGCGCAUCCUGAUUUUGUCAGGGACGUGGUGAUUGACGACGAGGCCGGGUGGGCAAUAACCGCGUGUCGGGAUGAGGAAAUUCGCGUCUGGGAUAAAAGUACCGGCUCCCUAAUCCACACCUUCUCCGGCCACUUUGACGAAGUCACCGGCCUAGCGAUCCUGCAAGGGGACCGACAAGGCAAAAUCACAGACACAGGCACAGGCAAACAAGAACAGCAACAACAACAACAGCAGCAGCAGCAGCCUAUUAAAACUCUCAUCAGCGUCUCUAUUGACGCUACGUUGCGCAAAUGGAAUCUUGACCCAAAGGACAUGCAGGCAGCGGCGGCGGCAGCAGCAUCGUCUUCUGGCCAGGAUGAGGAGGCGGAGCAGCAGGGUGAUGAGGACAACAAGGUAACGAACAAAGAGAAGAAGAAUAAUGCCAAAGCAUCCUUAAUGACGGAAGAAGAAGAGCGGGAAUUGGCUGAAUUAAUGGACGACGAUGAUGAGUAGAUCCGAAUUACAAUAGACGAUAUAGAGAUCACAAGACCAGGUUAAACCUGUCACAAGUCUAUAAAUGACGUGAACUAUACAGAGGCAUACGCAGUACAUGGAAAUGAUAGAAGUAGCUAUAGUCAGUUGAAUAAUUUCAAUGAAAAAAAUAGAAUUGAUAUAUACAACUUGAUUCAGAAAAGAAAGUCAUACUGAAGCAGCAGAUAUUAUAGCUAUGCGCCACAAAUCCGGUUCCCAAAUAAUAAACAUGUGCGGAAAUUACAUACAGCGAAAAAAUAAAAAAAAAUAAAAAAUAAAAAAUAAAAAAUAAAACAAAGAUAUUCCAAGUCCAAUAGAACAGAGACAUGUCCGGUCAGCAGUCUGAUAACAAAAAAGCUCAAAUCACUAGACUCCAAGACGAGAAUGAAAGUAAAUACAGUCAAAUUAUAUAAAAAAAAAUUAAAACAGAGGAAAU